AUGAAAGAGGCAGUAGUAAUACAUUGCGAUCGAAAUGUCCAUCCGUAUGAUGAAGACACCAUGACAAAUUCAUCAGUCUUCAAGAACAAAAAACAACAUGAGCCUCCAGCAAAGUACAGAUCUUUUAAUGAUGAGUUUAUGGAUUCAAUCGAUGAUAUCGCGACGCGGGGUAUUGUUCCGUUGGACCCGUUGGCAGAUGAUGGUUCCGUAGAACUUCCAGAUGAGGACCGCUACAUGGCUGCCGGGCCUAUUGAUCCGAUACCAGUCCAACGAAGAGAGAAGAAAGAGAUAUUGCCAAAAUCCAAAGCAAGUAGUAAAGAGCCGACUACACGGAAAAAGAAGGAACCGGAAGCAUUCGACAGGGUCAAGUCUUUUCAGACGAUGGAUAUGACUGCAAGUGUAGCAAUGACAGAAGCAGGGGGGUGCGUGAACUUUUUUGACGCCUUCUUCAUAUGCGUUGAAGAAGAGGAAGAACUGCGAAAAACACAAAGCGAGGGCUCGGAAUAUUCUGAGUCUACAACGUCUCAUCAGGGUUACUAA
This is a messenger RNA of Cylindrotheca closterium, 540 nucleotides long. The record is from the annotation of a GenBank genome assembly. NCBI's taxonomy places the organism in Eukaryota, Bacillariophyta, Bacillariophyceae, Bacillariales, Bacillariaceae.